UCUACCCUCCAUAACAUAUAGUUAUGCUUUCAUUUUUAGUAUAUUUCACUAAAAUUUGCUGUUUAAACUUUGAGAUAUAAUUAACAGUAGUAUUUAAUAUUUAUAUACUGGUCUGUGACAGUAGUUACCCAAAAUGUAAACCUUCAGUACCUUCAUUAAAACCAAACUUGCAAAUCUAAUCGUUGACUUGUAACUCCACCUGAGACUUCACCUGAAAGACUGUAUAGAUUUAACAUUAAUUAAAAGCGAAGUUCAAGCUAGAAGUAAAAUAGACUACCUAGUUAAAUGGAAGAGGAGGACCGAAAUGCAGAUCCGUUGUUUGACGUUAAAGUUGAGAUAAACGACUGUUCUCACAAUGUUUCCACCGACUCGAGGAGUUCUUUUAAAAUAGUACAAACUAUUGAAGAUGGCAAAUUAUGUUUGUGGACUGUACCAAAAGCUUGGGAGAGAGGUGGACUACUGCGGUGGCCACGAUUCAAAGUUGAAAAACUACGCCGAAAUCCACAUUCAAAACCACUAGACAAUUGGCAAAUUACUAAUUGUAUACUAAAAAAGAGUGAUUUAGAGAGUUUUGAUUUUGCUGAAACAGUGAUCAGGCUCAUGACCGAUCCAAGUGAUAAUGAAGAUAUUGAAACAGAUGAUCAAAUAAAUGGUGACAAAAUUCAACCCUUAAAAUCAUUUGGCUUGGCUCAAAAUCAUGUUAAAAAUCAGAGAUAUCUUCAACAUAUUCCAAAAGAACCCACAGAAGCUGUAGAGAAUGAACCAGAGAUGGAAGACUUUGCAAAUAUUCUGGUAAUACCUGCAGAAAACAGUAGAUCUAGUUCAUUUCAACCAAAAAAAAUUGUAUUAAAGGCAGCUGUUACUUCUGAUACCAGGGGAACAACACAGUACUCAGAAAUAAAUUCCAAAAUUGAUUCCUUAUGUUCUUUUGUCUCUGCAAUAGCACAGGAUCAACAAGUUCUAGUUAGAAACCAGGAGAUUAUAAUGAAGAAGUUAUCAGAUAUAUCUCAAAGAUUGGACAGUUCUUUGACAAAUGAUGCAGAAGUAGAACCAUCUGUGUCAUUUAGACAUACAAAACCUAGUGAAAUUUUAUCUACAGGAACAUUAAAACCAAUCUCAGAUCAUAAAAGCUUAGAUGAGUUGGAACAGUCUCUGAAAGAUAAACAUAGAGCAGCGGAAUUGAAGAAAACCUAUUCAGUUAUAUGUGGCUACGGAAAAGGGAGGGCCAUUACUAAUGCAUAUGUAUUAUUGGAUGUUAUGUUUGAACGUCGCUUCCUACUGCAAUGUUCUUGGGCGGGAGGAUCGCGAUCUUCUGACUCUAAAGUGUGUUUUAAAAGUUAUGUUAAUGUUAUAGAUUUCUUUUUUCAAGUGAUACAUUCGUCGGACAAGCGAUUCACAAUGAUUGAGUGCCAUGCAUUCUUUCAGAAAAUAUUGAGAAAUGCAAAGAAAAGGUGUGAAGCGAAGAGAAUGAGGGCUUCUAGUGUAAGACAUAGACGAAAACGAUUAGGAAACAUAAUGAAAGCUGAAGUUGAAAAAAAUGAAGAGAAUGGGGAGUUACCAGUUACAGAAAAUGGGAAUUGUACAGGUUCAGAAAAUGAAAGUCUUCCUUUAAAGUCCAAAGACUUGCAUUUUUUACUUUAAUGGUUAAAUACUGUUUAUAUUUUAAAACAGUGGAAAUGUUUUAAUGAAUAGUCAACAUUUUCAAUGUUGUGUUGUUAAUUAUUUAAGUACUAUUAUUAUUGUAAAGAUCUUAUUUAAAAAGACUGAGAACUAGUUAUUAUGAUCAAAUAAUUAAACAUUUGUUAUUUAGGUUUGCAGUAUGCAUUUUGAUUAAAUCUGAUAUAUUUUAUGUAUUCAAAGCUA
This is a messenger RNA of Pararge aegeria (speckled wood butterfly), 1863 nucleotides long. RefSeq lists its product as uncharacterized. The transcript is spliced from 3 exons. The coding region runs from base 286 to 1641 and encodes 451 amino acids. The record is from RefSeq and is a predicted model, not a curated record. Lineage: Eukaryota; Metazoa; Arthropoda; Insecta; Lepidoptera; Nymphalidae.